Molecule: messenger RNA, 2073 nt
Organism: Fonsecaea nubica
Lineage: Eukaryota; Fungi; Ascomycota; Eurotiomycetes; Chaetothyriales; Herpotrichiellaceae
Exons: 2
Coding region: 1-2073 (690 amino acids)
Cellular component (GO): membrane
Molecular function (GO): acetyl-CoA transmembrane transporter activity
Source: RefSeq, a predicted model, not a curated record
AUGCCUGACUCGAUUGCCGAACCAUAUACAAUCCCAAUCUUUUACGCUCGCUCCCACCCCGCCGAAAAUCCCAUCCUUCCAGUCCACAGUGCCGGUCCGAUUAAUCCCAGACAGUCCCAAGAGAUCGAACUAGACGAAUACCUGUCGGCACACCCAAAUCAAACCCGACCAACACACGCCAGGCAAGACGAGGAAGGCGAAGAGACAGAGGAAGAGGAAGACUCCGAGACUGACGCAUCCGAAAAAGACCACCUCGUGGUUGCGGAAGGGUCUGAAUCACCUAUGCAACGCAGGAAGUCCAAGAAGAACAAGGACAAGAGAUCGUCAUCUCGCCCAGAUCUGCGCAUCGAGGUCAAUCAGAACGGCCACGCGAAUGGCCACGCAAACGGUGACAUGAAUUCCCACAUUGAGAUGAGACGGAAACACGUCUCGAGCGAUGACCCGACGAACAACACCAGCCGACUCAUGAGCAGAAAUGAUUUUUCCCUCGACCAUGAGCCGGCCCCUCCUCAAACGCCGCAGACCCCUAGUAUGGUCAAUACCAGCUUCGUCGACCUCCCUCCGAAAGACAAGAAGAACUUCCUCCUUCUCUGCCUCCUAUAUUUUCUCCAGGGGAUCCCCAUGGGGCUGGCUUCGGGCUCUGUCCCUUUUCUGUUAAAAAGCUAUCUCUCAUAUGGACAGAUUGGCAUUUUCUCUCUGGCCAUAUACCCUUACUCUUUAAAACUGCUGUGGAGUCCGAUUGUGGAUGCAGUUUGGAGCAGGCGGUUUGGACGGAGAAAGAGCUGGAUUACUCCUAUUCAAACGAUUUCAGGACUCUCAAUGAUUUACCUUGGAGGUCAGAUCGAUGAGAUGAUGAGAGCUACAGGCGACAAUGACGGAGCUGGAGUCUGGAGCUUUACCGGCUGGUGGUUCCUUUUGGUCUUCAUGUGUGCCACUCAGGACAUCGCAGUGGACGGAUGGGCCAUUUCGCUGCUGUCAAUUCAGAACAUUUCAUAUGCCUCGACGGCACAGACGGUUGGCUUGACUGCUGGCUCAUUCUUAUCGCACACUGUUUUUCUCGCUCUACAGGCGCCAGACUUUGCCAACAGAUGGUUCAGGACUGUUCCUCAGGAGUAUGGUCUCUUCACCCUCGGAGGCUACAUGACCUUUUGGGGCUGGGUCUAUCUCAUCGUAACGGUGGGUCUAGCCAUCUUGAAACGAGAAGAGAAGAACAACGAGCGUGAAGGGAUCAUGGAGGUAUACAGAACCAUGUGGGCAGUGCUCAAACUGCCCAAUGUCCUCACCAUCAUCGCUGUCCAUCUUGUCAGCAAACUCGGCUUUGUGACCAAUGACGCAGUAACGAAUCUCAAGCUUCUCGACAAGGGCUUCGGGCAAGCAAACAUGGCUCUUGUUGUGCUCAUUGAUUUCCCGUUCGAGUUGGGCUUGGGAUAUUACGCUGGGAAAUGGUCCACCGAAUACACACCGCUGAGGGUAUGGUGCUGGGCUUAUGCCGCACGGCUUCUCGCGGCUGUCUUUGGUCAGAUUACGAUCAUGUUAUAUCCAACUGGGCCGGAUGAGGCUGUGCCAGCGUGGUACAUGCUGGUGGUGAUUGCUGCACAUGUUUCAUCAACAUUCAUGAACACGGUCAUGUUUGUUGCUUCGGCUGCGUUUCACGCUCGAAUUGCAGAUCCCACGAUUGGCGGGACAUAUAUGACAUUAUUGGCCACUGUCUCGAAUCUCGGCGGCACAUUCCCCAAGUUUUUCAUCCUCAAACUGGUCGACCUCUUCACAAAGGCGACGUGCAUUCCACCUGCCGACCCUGAUACGUUCCUCAAAUCUCAUCCCGAUGCUACGCUCGUCACCAGCAGUUUCAGCUGUGCGCUCGAGGCAGACAAAAACACGUGCCUGAAGGGAGGUGGGACUUGCCUGAUGCAGCGUGACGGCUACUACAUCACGAAUGUCAUUUUUGUGAUUGUUGGAGCGAUAUUGUUCUGGACUUAUGUGGAGAGGAAAGCUCUUGCGCUGCAAGCGUUGCCGUUGCGCGCGUGGAGAGUAGGGGAUCACUCGUCGUAUCGCCGGGUGCCUUCAGGAUGA